CUGGGCCUGAGCCCUAGGGCUCGCCCUUUCUGUCCUUCAUAACGUAACUGCCGCCCCAUUCCUUGCGUGUCCAUCGCGAGUCCCUCUCCAACUGCCUCGUCCAAAGGGAGUGGCUUCCUGUGCUCUUGAGUUUCUUUCUCCCCUUCACCAAACCCCCUCCUGUACCCAGCAUCUCGCUGCACCGUACUUACCUCCAGAGCCGCGUCGCCAAGUAUUCUGACCAGUUGUCCUUCCGUUGCUGAGGACAUGGAGGACUGGGAGUCCUGGGACCGUUGGGCACGGUAUGAUCAUGAUGGCAUCGCUGAAUACCGAACCACCCUAGAGCAAGUCCGGGUCGACCUGGUAGCUUCGGGUCAUAUCAUUGACGGCCAAAACCAGCCCUCACGAAAACUGGAAGCACUUUUCGACUCGGUGCCUUUCUUUAGCGACGAUGAUGUUGAUGAUGUUGUUCCUCUCGUUGACGAAUGGUUUCAGCCGCUCUCCCUAUCGCUCCAUGACCUCGAUUCCGCCGUCGAAUCCGGCCUCGGCUCCGCUCUCGACUCCGAACUCGACCCUCCUGACAAGACCGCUGCCACCUUCCUGCACCAUUUCGAUCACGGCACCCCCGCCUCUCCCGACGCUCACAAUCUCGCCGAAGCCGCCCUCACGAGCCUCUCACGUCCUGUUCUCGACUUGAAGCUAGAGCUUCCUCUACUCAAGAGCGACCCUCAACUUGAUUUCAGACAGUUUCUCGCUGAAUUCGCGGCCGAGUCGCGGCCCAACCCCUUGCACGCAUCUAUCUCUAUUUUACCCUGCGAGCCUGUUGACGAUCAUGAAGACGCUGGCUUGGAGUUUCCUCGCUCGUCUGAAGUCUUUCGCCGGCGUCUCGAUGACGAGCUGCAGCAUGAGGUCCUCGACUACUCCGAGGAGCAUCUCGUGCUUGUGACCGAAAUUCAAUACAUCGAACCUGCUCCUAUGGACCUGUCCUCGUUCAUUCUUACCCAGCUGGACCAACGUGAUGAUAAACCCGAGGCUCUUACACCUCCUUUACUGCCGGUCUCCGGUAGCCCUGAGCCUUUCAUUCCCUCCCAGUCGGAUGCCAGUGUACCCUUUCUCUCCGAUCCAUCCACUCUCAUGGAUGAAGACUUGGAAAAGAUCAUGGGUGAUGCCUUGGACGAAGACCGACAGCUAUCAGGAGAUGUGACAGUCUUACUCCCCAGCACCCCUCCGGAGCUCUUCGAUGCUCCUUUGGCGGCCCACCACGCCAAGAUGUCGGAUCUGAUGUUGGAGCCCCCUGUCCUGUCUGGAUAUGUCCGGUCUUCUUCGAUACAUGCAGCUAAUGGAUCUUCCGUCGAUAUCGAUGCCUCUAUCGGAGAAGGCUUACGUAGCUCUCCCCGGGCGCAAGGCGUCGCGGACGACGCGGAAUUUUCCGUUGCUGAUGAAAAGUGGCUAUUCGAGCUCAUCGAACACAACCGUGAGCAGGUAAUUCAAGAGGUUGCUCAAGAGUAUCUGGAUCCCCUUGAUGGGACUGCUAGAAUUCCCGUCCCGGUGCUCGAUCUCGAGAUUCCUGACCCAGACUGGAAGACGCACACUGCCACUUCCGAGGCAAUGUUUUCGUACCUCACCCAGGCUUACAGCCUUCACUUCAACGCCAAGCCUUGCAAAAGAGACUUUCGACUUGACAAGGAGCUCCGCUGGAUUCCUUUCCCGCCUAACGCUGCCAUAGUAAACUUGGAAGAAACCAUUGGCGACGUCGCUGAAGUCGUGCAACAGCUCGAGCUAUCCACCCGCUCACCUAGCCCUAGGAACGCGGAUUGCAUCCCGCCGAGACCUGGUCUACGGUUCAUCGACCCGGAUGAUGUGGACGAACCCAUUCUAGAGCACGACCGAGAGAGCACGGCCGAGCUGGACGGUGAAAUGAACGUUUCGAUCCCUCGCGGUCUAUUCGUCGCCACACCCCCAAGCGAUGAUGACGAUGAUGACCUUAUGGCCUUGGUCAGGAAGCGAAAAUCCGACGCUACAAGUUGGAAUGCGCUCUCUGUUCAAAAUGCUUCGUCGUCGAACACGCCACUGUCCAGUCUUGACACCCCGCAUAGGGAUCCCCUGUUCACCAGUAAGAAUGAUCCUUACGCAACAGAGAAGUUGCUCUCAAGCUACAUUAACCUGCGAGCUCCCAAAAAGGUCAAGUUAACCACCAGUGAACAUUUCCCGUCGGAUCCUCUUCGAACGAGAAAACAAUCCACAGUAACCAACUCACGGAUUUCCGAAACUGAGCCGGCGCCAUGUCGCUGGACAGCCCCCGGCCCCCAGUUGGAUCCUCCUGCGGAGCCCGUUCGUCUCAUCAUCUCAACGACAACACCGCGAAGUCUUAUGUCGAGCCUCCGCAAUCACCUACGAGGGGUAGAGCUCUUGGACCGCGACUUGAGCCUCGAGAGUUCUUGCAAUUUCCCUUGCCAAAAUUUUGACCGCAAAGGUGUUAAUAUUUUGCCGCUCAUUUUUGAAGCUGAUAUCAUAAUUUCUCCUUCAACCGGGAUCAUUGCUACCACACUUCUCAAAGUCCGCCAAAAGCCUCUUCCGGGAUCUGGAAGCACCAUGUCGAAGAUAUGCGAACGUAUCGCAAAGGUUGCUCCCUUGUACGAAAGGCUGAUCGUUCUCGUGUCUGAAAAUGCCCAGGACGAGACAGCUGGACCUCUGUCCGAAACCGACGCCCAUGCCUAUUCUGACUUUGUCCUUUCUACCAUGUCUCUUGAGGGUACUACUAGUGUACAGACCUUUUAUGUUCCCGGUGGGCCCCGAACAUUGGGGGCCUGGGCUACAUGGAUUCUAUGCGCGAACUUGCCUCCGGCCCAGGUGCAGAAGAUGCUGUCCGGAGAAGAGACGAAGUGGGAGGGCUUCUUCCGCGCUGCCGGCGUGAACGUCUAUGCGGCACAGGUCCUGAGUCUUUGUCUAGAAGAGAGAUACGGUGGAGAGGGCUUGAUGAGGUUCCUUCAGCUGUCGAAAGACGAAAAGGUCGCUGCUUUUGAAGGCCCCAUCUUCAGUACCGAACUGCUGAAACGAGUGUCGGAACACUUGCAUAGACGCUUGGGAUGAUGAUACGCUCAGGAGGUAUCUCGCAUCUGAUCGUUUUCUAGCACUUACAUACCUUGCAGCUUGCUCCGGAUCCUCGACUUGACAGUGCUGCUGGGCUUUAAGCCCUUGCUUCUGCUUGCUUCCCUUCUGCAAGGAGCCUUUUCAAUCCAAAGCGUCUAGUCGUGGGAG
Messenger RNA from Sodiomyces alkalinus F11, 3237 nucleotides. RefSeq lists its product as hypothetical. The transcript is spliced from 2 exons. Lineage: Eukaryota; Fungi; Ascomycota; Sordariomycetes; Glomerellales; Plectosphaerellaceae. The record is from RefSeq and is a predicted model, not a curated record. Bases 247 to 3069 code for a protein of 940 amino acids.